This is a messenger RNA of Harpegnathos saltator (Jerdon's jumping ant), 5762 nucleotides long. Its product is annotated as seven in absentia. The coding region runs from base 1211 to 2053 and encodes 280 amino acids. The record is from RefSeq and is a predicted model, not a curated record. Gene Ontology annotation, biological process: multicellular organism development; proteasome-mediated ubiquitin-dependent protein catabolic process. NCBI's taxonomy places the organism in Eukaryota, Metazoa, Arthropoda, Insecta, Hymenoptera, Formicidae. The transcript is spliced from 5 exons. Gene Ontology annotation, molecular function: zinc ion binding; ubiquitin conjugating enzyme binding; ubiquitin protein ligase activity. Gene Ontology annotation, cellular component: cytoplasm.
UGCUCCGGCAGUUGCACGGGUGGGUGACUCGCAGUAUAGUGUGUGUGUCUAUCGUCGCAGCUGCCAGCGAUCACAGUCGUGUCGCACGACUCGGCUUUCUGCUGUUUCCCAUAGAGAUAAACCGAGCGAGACGACGCCUUCGCGCACUCUCGCAGUCGACGUGUAUUCGGUGAAGGGGAGCAAGUGCAACGAACGGAAGAAGCGACCGAGCGACCGAGCGAACGAACGAGGGGAGGGAAUAAUAGUAGACGCGGAAAAAGAGAGAGAGAGAGAAAGAGAGAAAGAGAGAAAGAGAGUGGGUGAGAGAGCAAACGAGCGAGAGAGCGGGCGAACGCGCGUGUGGUGCUAUGCCUCACCCGAGAUCGGCACGGGUGUCGUGCGGCCAGUCAUGCUGGUCCGACGGCCGUGGAGAUUCGUGAUGUAGCCCAACACACCUAGCCUAACAUUAGUUUGGCACAGGAACGCUCUCGUGCUGCUGCUGGUGUUGGUCGUCCUAGCAAACUGACCAACAUCGAUGCGUCGCGCAACAACGCUCACGGAUCUUGGUCGCCGCCGAGUCAGCUGCGUCUACACGUUCCUCGUUACCAUCGUCGUUGUCGCCGUCUACAAGAAGUGCCUUCUGCCGUCGAUCGUUCUCGGCCGUGUUCCUCGAGCCUCAUGAUUGUACGAGAAGCGAAAACGACCGCUGUGCGCCCGCGUCUCAUCUAGUCUUGACGAAUACGGCGAUCCCGCGACUGAUACGUAACCUUUGUCUAAUCCCGCAGUGCGUCUCGGUAAACUCGGUAAACGAGAGUUCGAUGAGACAAUGUCUUUAUCGCGAAAACGUGGUACUUGGUGUUAUCCUAAAUAUCACAGACUAUACCUGAUCAUCUAGGGCAUAUCAAGGCGCUCGCAGAAAAAAUUAAUCACGUAUCACGUUCGGAAAAUCAUUCUUAUCGAAGCGCGUGUGCGUGAUCCUGGCAUCGGUCUUGUCCGUUUGCCGUCUUAUUUUGAGUUUUUAGGAGUGUGAAUUUAUGCUCUUCACAAAGCGGAAACACAAUCGUGGCUUGGGUAAAAAUUUAAGGUGACUCUUUAUAGAACGAAAUGAUGAAACGGACGAUUGCAAGAGGAAUGCGUUGCAACUCUCAUUAGACGGUGCGGCAAGACGAAAAAAGACUUUGUUGCUGAACAGUCAAAGUAUCAGUAUUUGAUACAUAACCUAGAAGAAAAGAUGUCUCAGCUGAACAUAAACACAGGCAAACGUGGACGAGGUGGAGGUGCGAGCACAUCUGCAUCGGCUGUGUCUGCAUUGAGCAGCUCCACCGAUCUGGCAAGCUUAUUUGAAUGUCCAGUUUGCUUCGAUUAUGUGCUUCCACCCAUCUUACAAUGUCAGAGUGGUCAUCUUGUGUGCACAAAUUGUCGACCAAAGCUCUCUUGUUGCCCUACUUGCAGAGGUCCUCUGGGCAAUAUACGUAACUUGGCGAUGGAAAAAGUAGCUAGCAAUGUAAUGUUUCCCUGCAAGUAUUCUACCAGUGGCUGUACAGUUUCUCUAGUGCAUACUGAGAAAGCUGACCACGAGGAUGCGUGCGAGUACCGUCCAUACAGUUGUCCUUGUCCGGGUGCAUCUUGCAAGUGGCAGGGAUCUUUGGAACAAGUAAUGCCUCAUCUUGUUAUGAGUCAUAAAAGCAUCACGACUCUACAAGGAGAAGACAUUGUUUUCUUGGCAACUGAUAUUAAUCUCCCUGGAGCUGUCGAUUGGGUGAUGAUGCAGUCUUGUUUUAACCAUAACUUCAUGCUAGUACUUGAGAAGCAAGAGAAAUAUGACGGACAUCAGCAGUUUUUCGCGAUUGUACAAUUAAUCGGCUCGAGAAAGCAAGCGGAGAACUUUGCUUACAGACUAGAACUAAAUGGGCACAGAAGACGCUUGACAUGGGAAGCGAUGCCGCGUUCUAUUCACGAGGGUGUGUCGUCUGCGAUUUUAAAUUCUGACUGUCUUGUAUUUGACACCUCUAUUGCGCAAUUGUUUGCUGACAAUGGAAAUUUAGGAAUUAACGUUACGAUUUCUAUGGCAUGAGGAAAGCCAGAAAAAGCAGUAUAAAAUGGAAGAGAGAAAAGGAAAACAAACUAUGCAGACAUAUCGAGCAGUCUUUUGGAUGACGAGUACGCCAAAUGUACCCGGGGAUUGCCCGCCAUGCAUAGUUAAUGGUUUUUUCUUAUGUUACCACAGAUAAAUAUUAGCAGUACAGAGAGAGAUAUAAGGAAGUGUUCGAAACGUGUUGAUGACACGAAUCAUUCGAAAUGCUCGGUACAGGACUGCCGUUGAGAAGCUUUAAAGUAUACUUGCGUGUGAUAUCAGCACUCACAGAUGGACACAACAAAAACAUGUUUUCAGUACAUCCAUGAUACAACUUUAAAGCUUUUACAUUGAGUACGACAUCUAAUUCCGAGGGAAAGUGUACCUGAUAUUUGCCGCGCGCUAUUAUCACCUUACUCCCACUCAUUUCAUAUUAACUUCUCAGCAAUUCUUCAGAGAAAAACUAUAUAUUAUGAGUAAAUUGUACGGCGCCUCUUGUCUGUGUUACAAUAUUUUUCAGUAUUUCUUACUAAUGCGAAUCUUAAUUGCGAGAGCUUACAUCGCCGAUUGUACUAUUUCACAAGUUUAUUUUGAAUCUCGCAAAUAUACAAUUAUCGCAUUUAAUUUGACAUUAAUGCAUACUUUUGUAUCGCUGUUUUUGUUUAUUAAAAAAAUUACCUUUUCAUUCUCUCUUGUAAAAUAACACUUGUAAAAUAACAUUUCAUUCGUUGUUAAUUUUCUAUUUCAUUAAGGGUCCUGUAUGUAUACGAGUCUUGUAUAUAAUGUGAUAGGUCUGGCUCUUGUUCAUAAAUAAGCGCAGUAUAUAUCGUUUGAUUAUUCGACAACAGGAUGUAGAUGUAUGCUUUUCGUGAUUUUCUUAUGCACGAGUAGCAAUGAAAAGCAGAUCAGUUUCUCAGGAUCUAGUCCGAUUGUCGAAACGAGAUAUUAAUAUUUUUACAACAAUUAUAUCAACACAGUAAGGAUAGUAAUGUUCACAAUUGCAGCAUGGUUCCUGUAAGCAUGAUAUAAAAGAAAGUCGAGCGAUCGAAACGUUUACGUUGAAAUUACAGAAAUAUUCCCGGAAAUGUUAUAUUAAACACGAGUUUUAUAGAGUGUGUCGCAAUAUUUACUAACAUUGACAUCGGUGUAAGCUUAAUUUUCAAGAGAAGAUUAUAUUAUAUCGAUAUAGAUAGCGAAAAGAGGAAAACGUUAUUUUGUGUUAUAUUCAACAUCCAUCCUAUUAGUGCCGCUAAUGAACGUUUUCUUUUCUGCACAAAUCAUGUUUUGCGUUGAUAUACUAUAUUAUAAAAUAGCGUUUGUAUCCGAAAUUACCGUAAAAGAUUACUAACGAGGAGGAUCUUUUCUUGAUCUGUAUCAUUUGUAUUCCCUCGCGAUACGCUAGGAUACGUCAGAUUUUUUGCCUUGUACAGUUUUACGUAAUAUUAGUAAACUUUGUAAACAAAUAGUAUUCGUACAGAGCAUUGAACCGAAUUGCGUAGCAGAGAUCAGCAGGUAAGGAGAUUUAGGGAAGAAGGGGGGGAGAGAGAGAGAGAGAGAGAGGAAUUACGAGGAAGAUUACUCUCUUCGAAAAAGAACAAUUUAGACUGAAAUGUAACUAUAUGAUGAGUAGGCUAAGUCUCUAUAACGAUUGAUUAUAUAUUUUUCAUAGAAUGAAAGACUACACGAGCUUUACUUUCACUAAGCGAUUCGUACGAUUGUUGAAACGACUUUAUCAAAGCACGCUGUUCUACGAUAUUGGAUUAAUAUCGCUACAUUCUACGCUACCGAGAUACGAGUUUAUUAGUCGGUUUAAUGCCCUAUGGCAAAGCCUUACGGUAAAAUGAGAAUGUCUCUCGUUUGUAUAAACCGGGCGCAUACUGUGCUUAUCUCGUCAAUAAUUGCGAAAGAGAACGAGUUCACGAGUGUAUAGGCGGAAAAAACGCUGUUGCUGUAAAUAAAAUGACAACUUAUGUGAUAUAAUUAUAUUAUGAAUAAUGUAAAUCGAUAUGCUGAUACGUAUUCACAGCGCUGGAGGAACAGCGCAGGGAAACAGUGGACGCCAUUCCAACGUGUUACGGCGAGAGCGAUUGAUUGACGUCUUUAUAAGAGACAAUGGUAAUUUUUUAUAAAAUGCGAUUUAUAGAAUACUGUUGACUCUAGCCAGUAAAGUGGUUCAGUGCUCUUCUAGAAUCAUCGAGUUGGUCACUUUCACCGUAACGCAUACGUAUACUGUGUAUAUGAUCAUGUGUAUUAGCGCUUAUACGAUUAUAUUUACACACAUCUAUUAGCUGGAUAAUUUUAGUAAACUUAAAUGAAAUAAGCGUCCGAACGUUUUUGGCGGUUACCGAAAAAAAGGAGAGAGAGACAGAGACAGAGAAACAAGUUCGAGUCUCUAAUUUUGAUGUUGAUUGUUAUCCUACCAAGAUUGUAGAAAAAAUUAUCUUCCCAUUUUUAGCAUAAAACGUUACCGCGCUCAGUGUGAUGAGAACUGACAAUGUACACCGGACGUUGAUCGAUCAUGUCCGAUCAUUUGAAGAACAUCGAUUCGUUUCAUCGUACUAACGACCCUCGUAACAAGAAAUAGCACAAACAACAAGAUAUUUAUGAGAUCAAAGCGAAAGGAAGGAAUCACAGAUAUCUAUCUGUUAGCUGUGAUUUUUCCCUCUAUAAUAAACGCACCACCGGGAGCAGCGAGCUGAUUUCCGAGUUUCGAGGGAAAUCCACAUUAUGUCGUUAGAUUAUUAUGUACAUAACGAUAAGAUUAACGAUAGCGAUAAAUUCUUUACUCUUUAACUAAGUAGUAAUUUAUUCUUUAGCGUACGCGAGGAUGGCUUCGUUUCGGAUUUACUAAACGUGGUCGUUUAAGAAAGACAUAUAUAUCUUUCAUUCGGUUCAUCACGAAUGGAUAUGUCGUUUCACUGGUGCCGCGUGCAGGCCAAUAGUUAUAAUUGGCUCGGAAGGAACAAACUAUACGCAUUAUUUUAUUUCUAUUCGAGUAGAGGACGAUGCGAUAUGAACAGAUGAGUUAAAUGCAAAAUCAUGUUUUGCGUUUAAGCUUCGGGGAUUAAUUAUCGAACGGCACUGUAAUGUAACUUCGUCGUCGCUUCUUUCGAGAUGACGUUCAUACAUACAGUGUAUGCUCUACAGUUUUUAGGCCCUUCGAGCUAUCUAUCGAUAUUAAUGAAUAAUAAUUAUAAUUAUAAUAAUAUAAUAAUAAUAAUAUAAUUAUGAUUAUGUCCUUAUGAAUAUUAACAUAAAUCAAAAUAUGAUUAUAUUUAUAAUUAUAUAUAAAUGUAAUUAUAUUUAAUAAAUUUGCAAGGUUCGUGUUGCAAUCGCGAUACAAGAAAUCAUUGUAAUCGUCCCGAGCAUGUGCGACGGUAAACCAGUGACAUAUCCUUAUAAGAUCGCGAGAUUCGUGUAAACGCAGAAUAUAGCGAAUUCUCCUUAUUUGAUAGUUUAUACGAUACAGCGCGAGAUCGUGUAGACAGAUUGUAACUAUAAAUGACGAAUCGCGACACACCUUUGUAUUCUAACGCGAUAUCAGAAAAAUCGGAGGUGCUCAUGUAUUCGCAGAAUAGUAUAUUAUCGAGAGAUAGCUUUAUUUAAUAUAAUGUAUAUACUCUUUAGAUAUAUAUAGAUAUAUGCGUAUUUAUAGAAUCUAAAAAUGUUCGAGCCAUGUAAAAGCAUGAAUAAAUUUUUUUUAUAAAUA